Metarhizium robertsii ARSEF 23 is the source of this 2709-nucleotide messenger RNA. Its product is annotated as STB2 protein. The transcript has 2 exons. Gene Ontology annotation, cellular component: Sin3-type complex. Lineage: Eukaryota; Fungi; Ascomycota; Sordariomycetes; Hypocreales; Clavicipitaceae. Bases 1 to 2709 code for a protein of 902 amino acids. The record is from RefSeq and is a predicted model, not a curated record.
AUGACAUCACCCAUAGGCUUCCUAUCGCCCUUGCCCCUGGAGGGAGGACGCUUUCGACGAGAUGAUGACUUUUCCUCUCCUCCCUCCAGGGACGCAACGCCUCACAAUACCCAAGAAAGCCCCAUGGAAAGAACAAUUAUUUCGCAAGAUCUAGCCCCAGUUCAGACGCGAGACGGCCUGUCAUCCACUCUCCAAGGCCCUCAGGUACCUCAACGACGCUUGGUGCUGCCUGACCCUUUGGCUUGCCGGUUCAUUGAAGAAGACCCGUGCGUAUCUGUUAUCGAACAACGAUGCAUUCUUGGUGGCUAUGAGUUAUACGUGGUUGAACAGUGGGCAUGCUCCCGCCAAUCACCGACCGUAGUCAUCACAACCUACACUGGAGACGAGAAACACUGUAUAGUAGUUGGCAUUGUCUCCAUCCCAGAAGAUCAAAAUCUUUGGUCUCCUAGGCUACGCUUAUACUUCAAAGCCGCCAAUCAACACAAUUCGCGCCCCAAGGAGACGGGCCUGGGAGAGUUGAUGAUUACGAACUUGAGCAGCUUCCCCUCAGCUCUCACCGUAAUUCCGGUCCCGGAUGGAGACGUGCGGAAGCAUCGUCAAGUCUUCUUUGUAAACGAAAAUCUCAAACGAUUGGGGUGCUCAGGCCGCUCCGGUUUGGCACUGACAGACCCAACUGAAGCAACACAGGCCAAGUUUCACCAGCUCUACAAGACAAGCGACCGUAUUCCUAUUCUACAGUCUGUCGUCGAACUCAUCAAGCUAUGUCAGAUUGCGCUGUACAUGUUUGAGAAGCUGGACCACCAAUACAUUGACGGGUUACUAUGCGAUGCUACGGAGAAAGCAAUCAACAACUGGUGGACAGAAGUUGGUGCCGAGCACUACAACUUUGAGCCUACUGACGGAAUCCUUGGUCCCUGUACCGUAUCAGCAUUACUGGGCAUGUUGAUGGGGGCAAGGAAUCGACUGCACUGGUACGGCGCACCAGUUUCCAAGGAUGUAUUCGAGAUUGAGUGCACAAAGAGAGGCGUGGCUUACUUUCAGAAGCAACAAAAAUUGGAAAAAACACGCCGCCUUGACCGACAAACAGUGUUCCGUUUGCAUACAGCGACUGCCAAAGGUGCCGCUGCUGAGGGAUGGGGAGUGCAGAAAGCGGUCAAAUCUACCGUAACUGAAAUUGGAGGCAAGAGGGGUGAACUUGUCAUAGACAUGGUCUCGGGCAAAGACAAGGGUGGUCUGGCGGACAUCGAAACGGUGGACAUUGACAGAUUCGUCAGCUUGGUCUAUGGAGAUCGACCAAGAUGGCUUUGGCAUGGCAAGACUCGAAGGUCUGUCGCUGAUUCCUUUGGUAGCGGCGAUCCAGAGCUCGGCAGCAUGUUUUCUUCUGGGAAAAGUGAGGCUUCUGAUGCUAUGCCAAAGCGGACACACGCUUUGCUGCUCGACGAGGAGUUGGGGGGUCGGCGUAAAGAAGACAAUAGUGCAGCGUCUUAUCCCACCUAUUCACCCAGCUCCGUCAGCAACAUUGCAGAUGCGUCAGGCGAGAGAGAUACUCUCCGCAGGGGAGUCUUUAAAAGCGUGGCGGAUAAAAUGAGCGAUGCCCGCUCUGGUCUUGGUCGCAUAAAAGACGCCGUGGGUGGCAACCGAAAAGGCCAUGCAAGCAAGUUGUCCGUGUCUGCAAAAGAAGAUUUCUCAGAUGGAGGAAACGGAAGCGCCUUGCUGCCGUCAGCUUCACAAACCUCGGUCACGACACCUAAUCCCCCUAUUGCCCGCGCAUUCACUUGGAAGAACAAACCAGAGGAGUAUCUUGCAGCCAUCAGGCGAGGUGAUGACGUGCUGCCCAGUCAGAAUGAUGAUGCGCAAUACCCAGGAACAUCAGCAAGGGAUGUAAAACCUGACGAGAAGUCUGGUGACGAGCUCUUGGCCGCCGGGGAGUCGGACAACAACCUUAGUCGCAUCGGUUCCGAGAUUCGCAAAGGCGUCAGUCACAAGGGAUUUUCACCCGCACCGUCUGUUAAGGACGACAAUAAUCUCCGAGGACCUUUGUUAGAGAAGGAACAAAAGCCGUGCCGCAAGCAAAUUUCCGUUGCAAGGCGUCGCAGUUGCGGAAUUGCUGACCUGACCACGAAGCACAUCACAAAUGAGAGCCGUUGGCCGCGCCGGAUGUCCUUCAGUGACGCGGAAGAGGCCAUUUUAACAUGGGAGGAAGUCAUUGACUUGACUGAGACGAUGGACUACCUCACUUGCGUCGAAGCUCAUGCAGAAGCCGCCAGUCAUCUGAAUCAUCUUAUUGAAGAAAUUGUUAGCGAUGUCGGGCCCUGGGUCGAGGACAAGAUUAGAGCAGUAGAGUUCCUCAACGAGCGAUACGGUCAGGACAAAACUGAGCUACAACGCAUAUAUCAUCGGCUCAACGAGGCCUGUCAACGAAUUCACUACAACUCGGACGAGCUCCUAAGUGAGCAGCGCGAAAAUCUCACCGAAAGCGUCAAGGAAAUUGAAGUGCUCCUGGCGCGUCUGGAAUACGAAAUCAACGGCCUGUCCCAAAAAGUUGCCGAUGUUGAAGACAGCAUUCAGAAUUUUGAGCGGCAAGUAGAUGACGUGGAGAGUAGAGCAGCAGAGUUGAAGGCGACGCUUGAGACAGAAAGCUGGCCUCACUGGUUUGUUCGCACACUUACGGGGAUAGGGACUGGACCCAACAUCACACGGGAGCCGUAA